Molecule: messenger RNA, 2660 nt
Organism: Elaeis guineensis (African oil palm)
Lineage: Eukaryota; Viridiplantae; Streptophyta; Magnoliopsida; Arecales; Arecaceae
Product: mitogen-activated protein kinase 10
Biological process (GO): protein phosphorylation
Molecular function (GO): ATP binding; MAP kinase activity
Source: RefSeq, a predicted model, not a curated record
AAAUGCAGCAAGAUCAGCGAAAGAAGACUUCAUCAGAGAUGGACUUUUUCACUGAAUAUGGUGAUGCGAAUAGAUACAAAAUUCAGGAGGUCAUCGGUAAAGGAAGCUAUGGAGUUGUGUGUUCGGCAAUUGAUACACAUACUGGAGAAAAAGUGGCAAUCAAGAAGAUACAUGAUAUCUUUGAACACAUAUCUGAUGCUGCACGGAUUCUCCGUGAGAUUAAGCUUCUCCGGCUUCUAAGACAUCCUGACAUUGUAGAGAUCAAGCACAUUAUGCUGCCUCCAUCAAGAAGGGAUUUCAAAGAUAUUUAUGUUGUUUUUGAGCUCAUGGAGUCAGAUCUUCAUCAAGUCAUCAAGGCUAAUGAUGACUUGACAAAAGAACAUUAUCAGUUUUUUCUUUAUCAGCUGCUCCGUGCUUUGAAAUAUAUCCAUACGGCUAAUGUUUAUCAUCGUGAUUUAAAGCCAAAGAACAUUCUAGCAAAUGCUAACUGCAAACUCAAAAUUUGUGAUUUUGGAUUAGCAAGAGUUGCAUUCAGUGAUACCCCCACAACAAUAUUUUGGACGGAUUAUGUUGCAACCAGAUGGUACAGAGCUCCUGAGCUAUGUGGGUCAUUCUUUUCUAAGUACACUCCUGCUAUUGAUAUAUGGAGCAUAGGUUGCAUUUUUGCUGAGGUCUUAACAGGAAAGCCUUUAUUUCCCGGUAAGAAUGUGGUUCAUCAGUUGGAUUUGAUGACUGAUCUUCUUGGAACACCUUCCUUGGAUACAAUAUCUCGGGUCCGAAAUGAGAAGGCAAGAAGAUACCUGAGCAGUAUGAGGAAAAAACAGCCUGUACCAUUUUCACAGAAGUUUCCUAAUGCAGAUCCUUUAGCACUUAAACUUUUGGAAAGGCUUUUAGCUUUUGAUCCCAAGGACCGGCCAACUGCUGAAGAGGCAUUGGCUGAUCCAUACUUCAAAGGCCUGGCUAAAGUUGAGAGAGAACCAUCUUGCCAACCAAUCACAAAGAUGGAGUUUGAGUUUGAGCGUCGAAGAGUGACCAAAGAAGACAUUAGGGAACUUAUAUUCCGUGAGAUAUUGGAAUAUCAUCCGCAAUUGCUGAAGGACUACGCUAGUGGAACAGAGAGGACAACAUUCCUCUAUCCUAGUGCCGUCGAUCAAUUCAGGAAGCAAUUUGCUCAUCUUGAGGACAGUGGUGGUAAAAGCGGGCCAGUGAUUCCAAUAGAUAGAAAGCAUGCAUCUCUCCCUAGGUCUACCAUGGUCCAUUCCACUCCAAUUCCUCCCAAGGAACAGCCCAAUAUGGCUUUAUACAGAGACAGGCAGUGGCAGACCUCAGACGAGGUAUGUAAGAAUUCUCGGGACACAGAAAGAUUGUUGGGGAGUAUGUCAAAGGCUUCACAGGCGCCUCAGAGGAUUCCAACUGCUAGGCCAGGAAAGGUUGUUGGCCCAGUAAUGCCUUACGAGAAUGGAAGUCUUAAGGAUGCUUAUGACCCAAGAAGGCUGAUGAGGAAUCCUGUGCUUCCACCGCAUCCUGCCAUUCCUCCAGCUUACUGUUUCCACAGGACCGCGGACAAGUCGGAGAACUCCGACAGAGACACAGCAGAGGUGGAGAGGGAGUAUAAUAUACAGCAGCACAAACCACCUCAACAGUUCAUACCCAGCAAGAUGGCGCCAGACAUAGCGCUUGAUAUGAGGGCUUCACCCUUCUUUCUUUCAGGGGGGACAAGGGCUGAUGCAGCUGACAGAAUCACGAUGGAGGCAAACUUGCUACAGGCAAAAUCCCCCUUCAAUGGGAUUGCUGCAGCAGCGGCUGCAGCUGCUGCAGGUGCUCACAGGAAGGUUGGUGCUGUUCAGUUCGGCAUGUCAAGGAUGUAUUAGGCAGGCACACAUCAAUAUGCCAUGAUCAUUGCACCAUCUCUGUUGCCACGAAUAAUGGGAUUUACCCGCUCCAAGUCAGAAAGUGGAAGGUAAAGAAAAGGCUCGGGAGUAAAGGAAAUUACAGUAAGGUGGGGUGGUGAAGUGCGAACGAACCGGCUGUUGUCCGUGGAAGUGCGCGUGCUGCCGUUCUGUAACGUUGGGGAUGCUUUUUCGCCUUGUGCAAGUGCGGUUCCUUUGAAACUAUCAACGUACGGGAGAAAAGGGAGGGUUUUCGUUAAUUUUAUUACGGUAUACUGUCUGCACGGCUGUUAGGGACGGUCCUCAGGAAGUUUCCACAGCGAGAAAAGUAAGUGUUGGAAUGUGAAGCGGUGGAUCACCUCCAUGGGCAAAAAUGCCUAAGAAAAGGAGAAAUUUGAUUUUUUUUUUUUUUUGAUUGAGUACACUAUGUCUUACUUUAGUAGAACUCUGCCAAUGGAGGUCCCUCUCUGUUCCAUCACACAUUUCCAACCAUUCCAAAAUUUUAGAGCUUUUCUCAAGUUCACUGGGUCUGGAAUAUCCAUGUGGAAAGGAUAAUGACUAUAGCUUGAUUGAUGAGGCUGCUCUAUUGCGUAUGAAAGAUCCUGUAGCAAUAGUUUUCGAUAGAGAAUUAUUGGUGGCUAUAAUUUGACUGCACAAGCCAUGUGAUGAUUAGAUCCAAUGAAUCGCCAAGUGGUGACAGCUGAUCACACGUGUUGUCGCUAUUGAUAUUUCCUUGAACAAAGUGUCCGGUAAAAUGAAUGUUGUUUGACC